Paramecium pentaurelia is the source of this 1771-nucleotide messenger RNA. NCBI's taxonomy places the organism in Eukaryota, Ciliophora, Oligohymenophorea, Peniculida, Parameciidae. The record is from the annotation of a GenBank genome assembly.
CAUGUAAAACAUUGAAAUUAACUAUGGUGAGGUAGUUUACCAUAUAAUUUGUUAAAGAGAGCAUCUCGUUAGAGAUAUCUACUAUCAAUUGUACAUCUUUAAGAAUGCUAUAACUCUUUCAACUGUAAUUCUAUUGGUUUAUGAUCUAAAUAUAGGAAAUUGAGUCAACAACUCCAAAAUAUAUGGUGCCAAUAAAUCUAGAAAAUAAUAUACAUUGGGUAAAAAACAAUUAGAGAGUGUUGACUUAAUUUGGGAUUGAAUACAAAGGGACAGUCAAAUAUUUCACAGCACCAGAACAAGAGCUAAAAAUCUUCAAAAGGAUAGUCAAAAACAAAAUAAUGUAUCGAGAAGUUAGUGACUUCUACCAACCAUUAAAACUCUUAGGCAAAGGAGGGUCAUCUAAAGUAUGUUAUUAGACUUAAAAUUUAGGUUUAUUUAGUACAUGACAAGGACAAUUCAGCAGAAUUUGCAUCCAAAUGUAUUGAAAAAAGAUAUCUCAGAGAAGAUGGUGGCUAUGUAAGAAAUACUCUUAUAAUUUAUAAGACUGCCUUAUUCAAUGAGAUUAGUAUCAUGGCUAACCUUGAUAAUGAGUAGAUCGUUAAGCUUGAAGAAGUAUAUGAAGGAGACAAUACAUUUUACCUGAUACUUGAAUAUCUGAAAGGACCAAGUUUACAUGACCUAUGUAAUAGUAGAAGUACCACAUAACCCUUGACAUGGGAUCAAAUUAAAUAGAUUAUGUGGGUAUCAUCUAAUGUUUAAAUUAUUAGUAAUUACUCAAAGGAGUGGCUCAUAUGCAUAGUUUAAAUAUUAUGCAUCGUGAUCUAAAACCAGAAAAUAUCAUGUUUAAAGAACAUGGUUCAGUUUAAGGUCUUAGAAUAGUUGAUUUUGGGUUGGCCACAAAUACAAAUGUAGAUAAAUACCCAUUUCCAAAAUGUGGUACUCCUGGAUAUGUUGCUCCAGAAAUUGCUAAUCUUAAAGAUCUAACUUUAAAAUAUGAUAAGAUCUGUGAUAUGUUUAGUAUUGGCUGCAUCUUCUAUAAAUUGUAAGAAAUUAUUUGAUAAUUUAGAAUAACAUAGAAAGAUUUAUUUCCUGGAGUAGACUAUCAUGAAAUACUUAAACUCAAUAAAAAAUGCUAUGUCAAUCUUGACAAUCUUCAAAUGUUCAAAGCUCCCUCUUCAGCUGUUGAACUUAUUUCUUAAAUGCUUAAUCCUAAUCCCACUUUAAGAAUCUCUGCUUAAAAAGCUUUGGAACAUUUAUUUUUUGUUUAAAGUCCUUAAGCAGAUAUUAGAAUUAGCUUUUAAACAAAAAAGCGACUAGACCCUUAGAAUAAAUUAUGGUAGACUUAACUUUUUAAAAAUAUUAAAUCUGAUAAAAUUCAAUUGCCUGAGAUUCCACUUAAGCUUAGACAAUAAGUUAAAGAGGAUGAGGUAGUUGAAGAUGAAAAGAUAUCUAUAAAUGUUCCUGCCAUGAAAAGUCCAAGAUUUUAAUAAUAAAUUAAAUAGAAAAAUAUAAAUCUCAUAGACAGUUAACCCUCAACUCCAAGAACAAAAUAGAUUAAAAAAUAUUCAACUUAAGAGUAUGAUUUAUCAUCAGAUGCUUCAUCUCCUGAUUCUGCUAGAAUGAGACCAACUAUUGUACUUAAAAAUUCAACAUAAAGUUCAGCCAAAGCUCAAACUCCUAGAGCUCGACCCAGCAAAUAGAUUAUUUUAUAAAGAUAGAUGUCAAAUCAACCAAUUGAGGAAGUCAAUGAAGAAGAAAUCAAAGCUUGAUC